CUGUUCAUCAAUCACAAAACAGCAAACAAAAACCCUCAAAAUCCUUCGAAUCUCUCACUCCGAUUCUCAAUUCAAUUUCCACCUUAUAAAUCUCCUCUCACCAACACUCCCUCCUCUUUUUCUCUCUCUCUGCUUCUCUUCCCUUUUCUCUUCCUCUUCCUCUUUCUAUCUUCCCUCAAACCUCUGUGUUUCUGUGUUUGCAUAAUGGGUGCCGUCGAUUUUUGUCCGCCGCCGCGUAAAGUGGAGGAGGUGGCGGUUCUGUCACUCAACAAACUCCCUUUAGGCUUCCGAUUCCGCCCCACCGACGAGGAGCUCAUCGAUUACUACCUUCGCUCUAAGAUCAACGGACAUGGCGAUGAUGUUUGGGUUAUCCGUGAAAUCGAUGUCUGCAAAUGGGAGCCUUGGGAUUUGCCUGAUUUGUCAGUGGUGCGGAACAAGGAUCCAGAGUGGUUCUUCUUCUGUCCGCAGGACCGUAAGUACCCAAAUGGGCACCGGUUGAACAGGGCGACGAGCCAUGGAUAUUGGAAGGCAACGGGCAAGGAUCGCAAGAUUAAGUCUGGCUCCACCUUGAUUGGGAUGAAGAAGACUCUAGUUUUCUAUGCUGGUCGUGCUCCCAAGGGGAAGAGGACCCAUUGGGUUAUGCACGAGUACAGGCCUACCCUGAAGGAGCUUGAUGGCACCAACCCAGGACAGAAUCCAUAUGUCCUUUGUCGGUUAUUUAAGAAAAACGAUGAGAGUCUUGAAGGUUCAAAUGAGGAAGUAGAGCAGAUUGCUUCAACUCCUACAACUGCAAGUUUCUCUCCAGAAGAAAUACAAUCUGAUCCAUCGCUGGUUCCUGUAUCUUCCUCACUGGCCACAGAAGAUGAUAAGCACCUACCAGUUAUCCCUGAGCAGUCUGAGGAAGCAAUAUCCAACAUUAUAAAUCCAGUUGAUUGCCAUAGUGAUGGAGGUGAUGCUCAUGAUGCAAAAAUUCAAAUUAUAGAACCACCUGCACAGGAGGAUCAGCCAUUGAACUUUGACAUAUUUUAUGAUCCAAAUCCAACAUUUCAGCAAUUGGAUGACAAACUGUUCUCCCCAGUCCAUGCGCAUUUUCCACAAGAAUUUUAUUACCAAGCUAACAAUCAAUCAGACCUUCAAUAUGGGACAAAUGAGACAAAUAUUCCAGACUUUUUUAACUCUGUUAAUUGGGAUGAGUUUUCUCAUGAAGACUCAACCUUGUUUAAUCUUAAGGACAAUGGAUCAUGCAGUGACUCAGAUGUGGAAAUGGCCAAUUUGACGCUUCUGCAAGCAAUAGAUGCUGCUUAUCCUAUGGAGGCAAUUGAGCAAAGGAGCAAUGCAGGAUUAUUUCAGAACAAUCCCCAGAUGGCUUUCUCAACUAAUGUUGGUUUGGACCAAGUGACCUGUGCAGUCAAUUAUAAUGAGCAAUCAAGAAGCUUUGAUACGGUUGUUCAUGGUGAUACGGGAAUCCGGAUAAGGACUCGACAAGGACGAAAUGAUCAGCCAGACAUGAACCCUACCCUACCAUCACAAGGUAUUGCACCGAGAAGAAUACGACUGGGAAGACUUGUUAUGCAUUCGCAUGGUUCCGAUGAGACGGCUAAAGAUGGGAGUGGUGCACCACCACAAGACCAUAAUUCAAAAACCAUCAUUGCUGGGGAGAAGGAAGCUUCAGAAAACCAUGCUGCUGAUGAGAGUGCUGCCGUGGAUGAACCGGAGAAAACAUCUUCUGAGUCAGCUGACUCAAGAAAAAUCUGUCAGCAGCCAAUUGCAAAACCCAUAUUGGGGUGGAAAGACUUGCUAUUGGGCAGAAGGGUCCGUUACACAUCAAAGGUUUCGUCCAAUCGCGCCAUGUGGUCUUCUGUUCUUGCAGUUUCUGCCUUUAUACUGGUUUCAGUUGUGUUGCUUGUUAGUGUUUGGGGAUAUCUUAGAUUUUAUACUGCUUACUAGAGAUCAUUCCUUUGUUCAGAAUUUGCCUCCAUUGCUUUUUUGGGGACAGUUAAGGAGGCAUGUGUAGGGUUGAGUUUCUUAGAUUUGUUGAUAAGAACAUACAUUAUCAAUAUAUAUGUAAUAUAUGUGUAUCAUGUAGUGGUUGUAGAAUAUGGUAGUGGACUGUAGACUCUUGUUGCCGCAUUUAGAUUCCUAGUUUCAUGGCUUCCAUUUUCGUUUUGUUGUUA
Lotus japonicus is the source of this 2174-nucleotide messenger RNA. Its product is annotated as NAC domain-containing protein 62. The transcript is spliced from 6 exons. Bases 205 to 1947 code for a protein of 580 amino acids. Lineage: Eukaryota; Viridiplantae; Streptophyta; Magnoliopsida; Fabales; Fabaceae. Gene Ontology annotation, molecular function: DNA binding. The record is from RefSeq and is a predicted model, not a curated record. Gene Ontology annotation, biological process: regulation of DNA-templated transcription.